Messenger RNA from Zasmidium cellare ATCC 36951, 1077 nucleotides. RefSeq lists its product as uncharacterized. Gene Ontology annotation, molecular function: oxidoreductase activity. The transcript has a single exon. Lineage: Eukaryota; Fungi; Ascomycota; Dothideomycetes; Mycosphaerellales; Mycosphaerellaceae. The record is from RefSeq and is a predicted model, not a curated record. Bases 1 to 1077 code for a protein of 358 amino acids.
AUGCUUCCACAGACAUACAGACAGUACGUUGUCCGUGACCCGUCGGAAGAGGCGGGCAGGAAUGGAUUCUCGUCCCUCGCUCUCGAAUCUGUCGCGAUGCCGGCCAUCGGGGAGAAAGAAGUUUUGGUCCGCGUCCACGCGGUGAGCCUCAAUUUUCGCGACAUCAUGAUUGCAACGGGGACGUACAUCUGGCCUGUCACGAAUGGCCUGGUCCCGUGCUCUGAUGGUGCGGGCGAAGUAGUUGCGAUAGGCUCUGCGGUCACGCGAGUUCGCGAGGGCCAGCGCGUCAUGGCGACGUUUCACCAGACGCACAUCUCGGGGCCAGUGACACCGGAGGAUGUGAAGAGUGGCCUCGGAGCAUCAUUGGACGGCACCUUGCGAGAGUACGCCGUGUUCCCGGAAGACGGAUUGGUUUUGGUGCCGUCGAAUCUCGACAUGUUCGAGGCCAGUACCCUUCCCUGCGGCGGAUUGACCGCCUGGAAUGCUCUAACCGGGGCAUCUCGCAAGGUUACACAAGGGGAUGUCGCUGUAGUGCAAGGAACGGGAUCCGUCAGCAUUUUCGCCGCCCAAUUCGGCAUUGCCAGUGGCGCGAAAGUAAUUGCAACUACUAGCUCGGAGGCGAAAGAGGAGCGACUCCGCCAACUAGGGGUUCACCACACCAUCAACUACCGCCAGCGUGAAGAGUGGGCGGACGAGGUGCGACGGAUCUCGCCACGUGGCGCAGAUUACGUGGUAGAGAUAGGUGGGCCAGGCACAUUCGAGCAGACGCUCAAGUCGAUCGCCAUGGAUGGAGUCAUUUCUGUCAUCGGGCAACGUACCGCCCAGGCCGGCGCCAAGAGUCAGAAUCAGCUGCUUCUCUCCGAUGUCUUCCGGCAUCCGUGCACGAUGCGCAGGUUCAUGGUCGGGAGUCGGGAUCAAUUCGAAGAGAUGAACGACUUCAUCGCCAAGGUGGGGCUUAAACCGAACGUUGACGCACCUGUUUGGGACUUUGAGGACGCGCCCAAAGCUUUUGAACAUCUUUGGGCGCAGAAGCACUUUGGCAACGUUGUGAUCAGGGUUUUCCGGGAUGGGAGGUAG